CGCGAUUCGUGUUUCACGUGGGAAAGGUUUUGUUGUGGAAGGUUUGAAAGGGAGGUUAUAGCUUAGUGUUACAUAUUAAACAAUGUCUUCUCUAGAAAAUAGCAAUCGAGGGGCACUGGCUGCCAUGCCCGAUCCUGCUACUUUUUAUCGAAGGAAAUUUUUGUGUGCCGCCCCAGCUGGCGGAGGAAAAGGCAAGCGGCAUCCAGGGAAAGCUAUCCUCGCAGGAGGGAUUGCAGGUGGACUUGAAAUCUGCUGCACAUUUCCAACAGAGUAUGUAAAAACCCAAGUACAACUAGAUGAGCGAGCAGCAAAGCCUAUGUAUAAAGGCCCUCUUGAUUGUGCUGCUAAAACAGUAAAAAAUCAUGGGUUUUUUGGACUCUACAGAGGUCUUAGUUCAUUGUUGUAUGGCUCAAUACCAAAAGCAUCUGUAAGAUUUGCAAUGUUCGAGUUCCUAAAAAAUAACAUGGUAGAUGACAAGGGUAAAUUAACACAAGUGCAAACCCUCCUUUGUGGAUUAGGAGCAGGAGUUGCAGAGGCUGUCAUCAUAGUGUGUCCAAUGGAAACUGUCAAAGUCAAGUUUAUUCAUGAUCAGACACAACCAAAUCCAAAAUAUAAGGGUUUCUUUAAUGGUGUUGGAACUAUUGUGAGAACAGAGGGAUUUGGUGGAGUCUACAAGGGUUUAACAGCCACAGUAAUAAAGCAGGGAACCAAUCAAAUGAUUCGAUUCUUUGUAUAUUCCAACUUGAAGAACUAUCUUCAAGGAGGUGACCCUAGCGUAGACAUUGGCUCUAUAAAAACAUUUUGCAUUGGUGGAGUUGCAGGGGCAGCCAGUGUCUUUGGAAACACUCCUGUUGAUGUUGUUAAAACAAGGAUGCAGGGUCUAGAUGCACACAAGUACAAGAACACUUUAGAUUGUGUAAUGAGGAUUAUCAAAUAUGAAGGACUGAAAGCGUUCUACAAGGGAACAGUACCUCGUCUUGGCAGAGUGGUCUUUGAUGUUGCCUUUGUUUUCACUUUUUAUGAAAACGUCAUGAAGUUGUUGGAUUAUGUUUGGGAGACAAACUAAAUGAACAAUUCUGCAAACCUAUAAUUUAUGAUUGCACCUUUUAUAAUCAGACAGAUGUAAUUUGAACACUGACAUUAUUUCCUUUACUUUCAAGAGUAGUUUUUCCACAAUAAAAAUACAAUGUUAAAGGUUAACUGUACUUUGUUGGUACAAAUUAUUUAAGAGGUGAAAGGUGGUGUUGAAAUGGCAUUAUUAAUUUUAUUUUUGGAAAAUUUGCAAGGAAAUUGGAAUUUUUAAAAUUUUUUUUGGUAUACAAUUAACAUAAAUCCUUUCUUUAUUGUGGGGUACAGGUAUACACAUUAUUACACAGUAUGCAUACCUAUCCAUUCACAAGAUGAUGAUUCCAACAUUUUGGGAGUAAAAGAAAGAACUAAUCAUAUUGAAAAGGGAUCAAUUCACAAAAUAAAAUAUUUUACAACAAUGUAAGAUAUCAAGGUUCUAUGAAUAAUAAUUACACUAAUAACAAUGCCUAUUAAUUAUUAAAAGGUAUUUACAAAGGA
Molecule: messenger RNA, 1566 nt
Organism: Pocillopora verrucosa
Lineage: Eukaryota; Metazoa; Cnidaria; Anthozoa; Scleractinia; Pocilloporidae
Product: tricarboxylate transport protein, mitochondrial
Biological process (GO): mitochondrial citrate transmembrane transport
Cellular component (GO): mitochondrion
Molecular function (GO): citrate secondary active transmembrane transporter activity
Source: RefSeq, a predicted model, not a curated record